GCGCUCACGAGUCGCUCCAGAAAAGCGCGGGGGCGGGAGAGGAGGAGAGCUGAGAGCGAGAGAGGAGGUGGGGGGAGAAAAGAUAGGUUGAUGAAAAUGAUGGCGACCGAUGCAGAGGAGAUAAGAAACCAAACAAGCCCCUGUCCCUUCCCCGACAACAGUCUGAGCACUCUGUCCAUCAAAAUCACGCGGAAAAACCAGGACAGACACUGGAAGCUGCGGUUUAUUUAUCUGCAGUGCUACUUCUUGACCAUUGCAACAAUAUUGGGGACUGGAAUCUUAGGUCUUCCAGUGACAAUAGCCCAUGCUGGACUGGUGCCUUUCCUAGUCUCUUUUCUUGUUGGCUUCUUUGUCCAAGCCUUGCUCAUCUACCUGUUUGUGGAACUUCUUCAGAAAUGUCAAGUGGUGCAGCUGGAAUCUCUGAAGACAGGUGUCGCAGAGUGUAUUGUGAUGGAUCAAGUGGGUGUGGAGGAUCCAGCCCCCACCGAGGAAGAAGAUGAGGAUGAAAGUGAAAAUGCAGAAGCAGAUACAGGUUUACUACAGCCGGAUGCAUUAGCUCUGCACCACCAAGCUGAUAGCCUGCAGCCCAACCUUCAUCUGCUUGGCCGCCUCUUCCUUUCCCGCCCCAUGAGCCACGCUUUCAACUGCAUUCUCCUCUUCCAGUUCAUUUCAAUUGGAAUCAGUUAUGUCUUAGCUGGCAGUGAAGCCUACGCUGCUCUUCUUAAUAUCAGCCACAUUUAUGUGAUCCCAGCUUUCACCUGGAUUCUAACUCUGGCCAUUUUAUUAGCCCACACGAUCAUUCAGCCAAUCACUUCGCUGCUCACCCUCCUGAAAGGAAUCCUGCUCAUUGUCACGGUGGCUGUGACAUUUGCAGUGGGGUCAGAGGUCGGCCUUCAGAGCAGCAGCGACUUCAGUCAGAUGGGGAAACCUUUCCUAAUGGGCACAGUGGCUCUGGGAGGGAUUGUGAACGUGAUGCCUCUGCUUUUCUCACAGAUCUCACACAACAAAACACAGAUCCUGUGGUUUCGGAGAGCAGUACUUGGAGGUCUGACAACCUGCACUGUGCUGAACAUCCUCUGGUGUUGGGCUGUGCUGGAAAUUGUGCCUCAGACGUCGUUACCAGAAAGGAGAAUGGCAGCAGAGACGACAACCCAGCCCGACUACAGCAGCCCUUCUGGUCCUCCAUCCUCAGUCUCCCCCCACUUCUACUCUAACAUCUCACUAGAACAGUCUGAAAAAGCAGGAGAGAUUGCAACCAUUCCACUGACAAAGAUUAUUAAUGAACGGUACCGAACGUACUCCUGGGUGGCUGAACUGAUCCAGGUGUUUAUCGCCAUCAGCGUCACCGUGUCCUUCCUGGUGAUGGGAUCGGCCAUGAAGCACACCAUUGACGGUCUGAUGAGCUCACUGUGGAGCAGCAAACUGGAGUGGCUGUCUAAAGCUUGGGAGCGGCAUUUGCCAAACAAACAGCACAUCUGCUCAGCAAGAAGCAUGGCCAAAGGAUUCAUGUCACUGAUUGCUUUUAGCACCAUCUUUAUUGUGUCAGCCUGUGAUCCGAGGGGUUUUGUUGUCAUGUUGGACAAAGUUGUGUCAUUCUCCCUCAACACUGAAGUUGGACUUUUUAUCUUCAUUAUGUUGAGAGAAUCCCGAGAAGACAGAUUCCAACAGCUGGCAGUCCCUCUACCUGUGGGUGACUUCAUGUUCAGCCUCAGCUGGCUGCUGCCCACCUACUUCCUUUUUGCCGUAACUUAUGACGUCCUGCAGACGCUGGCAGAUGUGGCUCAUUACUUGCCUUUCUACAAUCACGAUCAGGAGCUACACAUCCACAAUCUGACUGGGAGCUUAGCAGCAGCCAAUCUCUCCAUCCUGCUCUAGAUCCCGAGAACUCAGAUAAGACAUCCAUCAGUAGGAGUUUAAAUUGCCAAAAUUGAGAAGCUUAGCAAGUGCUUUUAUCUUGAAGUUACACUUAACAAGCCUUUGGUACCAUUUUAAGAUAAGCAUCAUCUGUUUUUGAAGGCCAUUUUUCUGUUGUUGCACUGCACUUUCCGAAGACCACUCAUCAGUCUACCACUGUGGCCAGUGAGGCUGCAGUGUGAACUCUUAUAUUUACCUCUUCAUCCACACUGGCUAUUCCUGCUCAUGUGAACUAUAGAAUAGUUUGUUUAUUAAUUACCAAUAAACUGAAAUAUUCUUUUGUGCCAUUGGAUUUCUCAGCACAUACUGGGAAGCACAUGUAUUUCUUUGCACGAAAUCCUUUUUAAGCCAAAAAUGAAACACACUCAUGUCAAAAUUUGAUUUAGAAUGACUUUUAUUGGUCUGAAAGUUUCCUCUGACUAGGAAUGUCACAAACAUGUAACAAAAGAAAUUAAGACACUGUAUUAGUGAUGUUCGCUCGGUCGGGCGCUCGGUUUGGGCGGUCGCCGGAUCGCCAUUUGAGGAAAAAAAAAUAUAUUAAAAAAAAAAGAGAUGUUCGCUGUUGUAGUUUUGUUUUCAAUUGUUUUUUCAAAUUGUUGUUAAAAAGUCAUAUUCAAAAUUACUUGUACCCUUAAAAUUGUCAAGAAAAUGCAGCUUCUAUACCAUUCCAAAGGUCCUGGUGGUUUCUACCAUCUUCUACAGUGUUCUAAUGCAGUAUACAGUAGUAAUGUACUAGUAAUUCUGUAGUAUAUAGUCAGUUAACAGUAAACUACAAGUCAUUCUUAAAACCAAACAGCUGAGUGAGGACUUGCAGUUGUGCAUUGUGACUGAUCGAACGACAGGGAGAGGCUGUGAAAUCCAUGUUUAAGUGUUUUUAAUUUGCAAAGAACAAUUAAAAAGUUACAAGGAGUUCCACACUGUGAAAAAUCUCAGAUGGGAAGCCAAAAGUGACUCCUGCACUGGCAAAAACAGUAAUGCAAGAGACAAAGAGGCAUCCAGGAAUCACCACUGAUGAAUCAGACAAAAUCCGGUAUCCACGCUUCAAUGCAGACACUCAAGCAGACUCGUAGAAGUCAGACGUAGAAGGCUCCAUGGAAACGGACCAAGGAGGAAUCCAUCCAUCCAUCCAUUCUCUACACACCGCUUUAUCCUCACUAGGGUCACGGGGGUGCUGGAACGUAUCUCAGCUGACUCGGGCGAAGGCAGGGGACACCCUGGACAGGUCGCCAGUCUGUCACAGGGUCCAAGGAGGAAUCCACUUCUUCAAAACAAGUACACAAAAGCUCACGUGGGCAAAGAAGCACUCACCACCAUUCCUGCAGCCAAACAGGGUGAUGUUUCUCAGCUGAUCAGUCCAGUAACCAUCUUAAAAUCAAACUGCAUAAUGAGAAGAGAGGACUACGUUAGGAUUCUGGAUGAAAACAUCAGGCAGUCUGCAGAAGAACAUGGCUUUUGGCAGCAUUAGACCUUCCAACAACACUGAUCUGAAACAGACAGCCAAAGGGGUGAAGAAAUGAUCAGCACAAAACAAUAUCAACAUUUUGAAGUGGCCCAGUCAGAGUCCAGACUUGAAGUUCAUCAAGAAUCUGUGGCGAAAACUGAAGACCAGCGUGAUGCCAAGAAAAACCUUCCAAACUCGCAUAUCUCAAGGUGGUCACAACAGAGGGGUGGAAAAGCUUGUUAGAUACUGUAGGAACAGUUUGACACAGAUUACUUACAAAAAAAAAAAAAUUGAAUGAAUAAUUUUGCAGAUGACAUUUUGAUUAAAAAAAAGGUUACAAUGUAUUGUUAACAUUUCUAACAGUGUCUUAGCAUCUUUUGUUACUUGUUCACACUAAUUCAGACUUUGACAUGAGUAUUUAUUUGUUCCUUACAUGUACACUAUCUCUAUUGAAGCCUUACACAGAGUAUUAAAAGGACAUUUAUUUAAAUGCAGAUGUAUAUUCCUUCUCCUUCAGUGCUAUUAUCAUGAAAUUAGAAGUUCUCUUCUGAAGGGGUUACCAGCCUUUUCUGCUCUGGACCGUUUUUAUACUAACAGUGUUGCUGUGGACCCUCAGGGGUUUAAUGCAUCUCCAAACGGCAUCCAUAAGCACAUUAGAAAGUUUGAUGAAAGAAGCUCCCAGUGGUCUGUUUGCAUGCUCAAAGAUUUAAUAUGUUCUGUUUUAGGCAUGAUUCCUUCUAUUUAUCCAGCUAACGCACAACCAAGCCUUGAUAUUUACAAAGACUGAGAGACAGUUAAAUGAGUAUUUGUUGAUUUUUUUUAAUAUUGUUAUUAUGAUGAUGAUAAUUAUUACUGUUUGUCUGAUUAGUUUUCUAGGGCAUUUCUCUUCUUGCUAUUUAUUUAAGGCAAGACGAAACGUGCAAUUUACAUCAUUUAUCGUGGAUUCUGAUUUUUGUUGCCCACUGAUUCCAAGAAUUUACAUGGUUGCAACUUUACCCUCUGAACCCCAAAACCUCCCUCUGGGUUUAGAGGUGUUUUAUCUUUAAAAAAAAAUGUGGCAAAAAUUCUACCAGUUGUUGGCCAAAAAAUGUAAAAAAAAAAUUUUUUAAAAAGUAGGAAGAAUGUCUAGAUUUUCACGGUUUCCAAGCUUUUUGUACUCACCUGUGACGUGAUAUUCAUUUGGAAAACGUGACCAAAUCUUCCCUUAAAAUGUUCAAAAUUGUUUAACAUCUGUUAGAAAUCAGCCAACGAUAAAGUGUGUGCAGGAACCAGAUUCUGUAAUAAAUAAAAUAGAAAACAAAUUCUGCACCCACUGGCACCACCACAAAGCUGCAACUAUUUGGCUCUGUUGAUGGAAUAACUGUCAUACUGCACAAAAUGAGUUUUAGAUUUGUUUUCUACUUCUAGCCAUGAUUGUACUGUUUCCAUAGAGGUGUACGACUUCAUAUUGCAGUGAAAAAUGAACCCACAUUGAGCAAAAAAUGCCCACAAACUAAUUGGGGUUGAGCGGGUUAAAAUACAAAAACACUUCCUCGUCGGCACUUUUCACUGAGAAUGUAGCAUGUCGCUUUAGUUUGAUUGUACUCUGCUGUGCUCCAGCUCAGAGGAGGUUUAAACGCUUCAAAGUUCUAUCGAUUUGUUAAAGGCAAUUUUCUGUUUAGACAUGAAUUAAACAUGGUGUCAUGCUUGUCA
This is a messenger RNA of Acanthochromis polyacanthus (spiny chromis), 5047 nucleotides long. RefSeq lists its product as uncharacterized. Lineage: Eukaryota; Metazoa; Chordata; Actinopteri; Pomacentridae. The record is from RefSeq and is a predicted model, not a curated record. Bases 91 to 1875 code for a protein of 594 amino acids. The transcript is spliced from 18 exons.